ACAUUAGUUUGUUAACGACUGUGGAAUUUAAAAAAGCAACCGGACUGCUGGUUGGCUUUGUUGGCAGCGUACUGAUUGGAUAGGAGGAAUCCACAGACUCCUCUGUGAUUGGCUGAAGGGGGAAAUUUGAAAUGUUUCACUGGGUGGGUCUUCGUGUGCAUGCAGUUGUAGUCCACAGAGAGAAGAAAUGGGUUAAUAAUUUUAGGUGUUAUAAAAGCGAUUUUUAUACAGCAGUAGGUUAGAUUUUUUUAAGAUGUCCGCUUUUGUUAAGAAGGGUGUUUUACUGGACUUCAGUCCGACGUGCAGUGUCCAUAAUGAAAUCAAUCCAGGCAAGGGUGCUGCUGUUACGAACUUCUCAUCUGGGGAUGCAAACAAGGAAAACAAGAGUGGUUCGUACCCCGUGUUAAGUCUUGUGCAGUUCUCAAGGGCUCCGUUUGUGAGUUUCGAGACCGUGAAGUUGGGAUCUUCUAAAGGAUCAGUCUUGGUUGUCGAAAAUCCAAAUCAAGAUGUGGCCGAAGUGAAAAUAGAUAAAUUUCCUUCUGCCAAAGGAUUUUCGGUGGAUCACAGGCAUUUCAUUCUUAAGGUAAUCUUGUCAAUAACAUGGACCCCUGUGGAGGAAGGAGGAGUCAGAGAACUAAUUACUUUUAUUGCAAAUGGUAUUGUAAAGCAUCAAGCUAUUUUGCUUGGAAGAGCAGAAGCACCCAAAAAGAAAAGAAAAAGUUUGUGGGACUCGAUAAAAACUAAGAGACCUUCAGAAUGUCCUGUCCCAGCUAAGGGAAGGAAAACUGAUUCUUCAUUAAAGAAGUCUGCCAACAAAACAUUCCAUGUUUCUCGAAAAGUGCAGUAUGUCAAGGAGAAGGGGCGAAGCCCACUUUCGUCAUACAGUAAUGCCCCGAUAGUUGGAAGUACUCUUAUGUCAAAUCCUGCUGAGAGUCGAUCAGGUCUUUCAGAAAAAGAGUCUUAUUACACACCUGGCUCCUUGCAAAAAUCUAAGACGUGUUCUGCACUGGACAAAUCAAAGAGUAAUGAUUCCUUCCUUGAUGACAAAUCUGUUCCUCUUCCCAGGCCUACUUUUCUGGUGUCUGAUUUUGAUCAUGUAGAAAGGUCUGACCAUAUAGAAACACGAACCUUUGAAUGUUCGUCUCUUGUUCCCAGUACUAGUGAUGUGAGAGUUGUCAGUGUACUGAAUAGGACACACUCUCCUGUUUAUACUCCAGAUCGUGUUGUAAACCCACUUACACCACGAAUCAACUCGAGACGAGCUCCAGACUCUUUUUUAAGAGAAGAUGCUCCUGAUGGAGGCCUCAAGUUUUCGCCAGUGACUCCAAUCCUAUCUGUUCAAGAUGCAUUGGCAAUUAUUCAAUCUGAUGUCACACAUGGAUGUGAGGAAGGUGAUGUCCUGCCUGCGAUGUGCUCAAGUUUUGAUUUUUCAGAUUCUUUGGAUUUGUUGACGGACACUGAGGGAUUUCUGUCUUCUAAACCUGCUGAACCACUAGCUCUUCCUGAGAUUUCUUCAGAUUUUGAGCCUGUCAAGGCAAGGUUAACCUUCUUUGUAAAAUCCAAAACUGUCCAUGAGCAUGAAUCGAAAGAUGAAACGAAGCACGCUCGGGUAACUACAAAAUCUAAGAAACACACAUUUUUAGCUGAAACCGUUACCAAGAGCAGAAGCUGUUCCUCCCAAGAGAGCAAACCUGAACAUGGGCGAAAAGCAAGUUCUAAACGGCUGCUUAUGGACAAAACAGUGGAAUUAAUAGAGGAUGAAUGUGUGAAGCCAGUUUCAAGAGUAUUCAAGGCUGUUAAAUUCCAAAGCCUUCCUGUCAUUGAUUCUGAUGUGAGUCUAGAAGCUCCAAAUGCUUCUGGCCAAUCUCAAUCCCCGUUGGUGGUUGUCCAGUCAAAUUUCUCUGCAGUUGUGUCUCACCAACAUCUUUCUCCAGUGUUGGCUCCACUUAGUUUGACUUCAAAUGUGGCUGAGGAGCCUGGUUUGUCUCCAAUAGUCCCAACCAGAACCAGUACUGUAAGAUCAAGUGUCAAAACCUCUUUGAAAACUACAAAGUCUGUAGCAGGAGUUGCACAGUCACAACUCACCUUCAUUAAACCAGUACAAACAGCAAUACCAAGACACCCAUUACCAUUUGCUGCCAAAAACAUGUUCUAUGAUGAGCGAUGGAUUGAAAAGCAAGAGCGAGGUUUCACAUGGUGGAUUAAUUACGUUCUCACACCUGAUGAUUUCAAAGUCAACACUGAAGUCUCAAAAGUCAGUGCCAUGUCCUUAGUGAUGGGAGUUGAGAAUCAACACAAAGUCAGUGUCCCCAAAGCACCAACUAAAGAGGAGAUGUCUUUCAAAGCAUAUACUGCCCGCUGUAGGCUAAAUCGCCUUCGUCGUGCUGCUUGUUGUCUUUUUACAUCCGAGUCAAUGGUCAAGGCCAUCCAGCGGCUAGAGCUCGAGAUUGAAGCUAAGAGGCUUCUGGUACGGAAGGACCGGCAUCUCUGGAAGGACAUAGGGGAACGCCAGAAGGUUCUGAAUUGGUUGCUGUCCUACAAUCCUCUUUGGCUGCGAAUAGGACUUGAGGUCAUUUAUGGGGAGCUUAUUUCUUUAGAGAGCAACAGUGAUGUCAUGGGUAUGGCGAUGUUUAUUCUUAAUCGCUUGCUUUGGAACCCUGAUAUUGCUGCGGAAUAUAGACACCCCAAAGUACCUCAUCUAUAUCGAGAUGGUCAUGAGGAAGCUCUGUCUCGUUUCACCUUGAAGAAGCUUCUUCUGUUGGUGUGUUUCCUUGACAAAGCAAAAGAGUCCAGGAUAAUUGAACACGAUCCUUGUUUGUUUUGCAUGGAUGCAGAAUUUAAGUCAAGCAAAGACCUCCUACUGGCAUUUUCAAGGGAUUUUCUAAGUGGAGAAGGAAUUCUUUCUCGCCAUCUUGGAUUCUUGGGCUUACCUGUCUCUCAUGUCCAAACUCCACUGGAUGAGUUCAGCUUUGCUGUGAAAAAACUGUCUGUUGACCUAAGAUGUGGAAUCCGCUUGGUGCGAGUUAUGGAGCUUUUUACACAGGACUGGAGCCUGUCACGUAAGCUCAGGGUGCCUGCCAUCAGUCGCCUUCAGAAGAUACACAAUGUUGAUGUUGCACUUCAGGUCCUCAAAGCAAGAGGAGUUGAUCUAAAUGACGAACAUGGUGAGUUUGUUGAGAACUUCACUGUCUCGUUCUCUGAUGGGCGAGUUCUUUGUUACCUCAUCCAUCACUAUCAUCCUUGCUAUUUACCUUUAAGUGCUGUUAGUAAGAGUACAACACAGACAGUAGAGUGUGGUCAGCGUGGAACAGUUGGACUAAAUAGUUCAACUAGUGACUCUGAGAGCUCCUUUGAUGUUUGGCCUGAAUCCCAAAAUGGCACCUCGACAUUGAUGCUUUUCAAAGAGCUCUUGGAAAAGGAGAGGAAGAAUUUCCAGUUGGUGAAUACAGCAGUGUCGUCCCUGGGAGGAGUGCCAGCAAUGAUAGAUCCUGCUGAUAUGUCUAAUACUAUUCCAAAUGAAAAGACGUUGUACAGAGCCAAUAAACUCUGUCAUCUGGAAAGGACAGAGUAUCAAAGGAAACGUGAUGCUUGUAUUUGUCUCCAAGCAGCUGUUAAAGGACACUUGCAGAGGAAACGUUUGGAUACUUGGAGAAUGUCUGCAACUAAAAUUCAGUCUUUUUUCAGAAUGUACAAGACAAGAAGUCUGUACCUAAAAAUGUGUAGUGCCACUGUCAUUAUUCAGAAACGCUUCAGGGUGUAUAGGGAAUGUGUCAGAUGCAGACACCAAUUUUUGGAAUUUAAAGCAGCAACCAUAUGUUUACAGGCAGCAUAUAGAGGCUAUAGUUUGCGCAAAAUGAUUAAAUACCAGAACAAAUCUGCAACUAUUAUCCAAACAGCAGUCCGAGCUCACAUUCACAGAAGAAGGUUUGUAGAAAUGAGGCAAGCUUCCGCUGUAAUUCAGAGGUGGUUUAGGGCUUUUAAAGAGAGGCAGAAGAUUAGAGAGACCUAUCUGAAUAUGCAAAGAGCAGCUCUUACUCUUCAGGCAGCUUAUCGUGGUCACAGAGUACGUAAGCAAAUGUUGAAACAUCAUCGAGCAGCAACAGUGUUUCAAGCAGCCUUUAGAAUGUUUGUGAUUCGCAAAGACUUCCUCCGUUUAAAGCAAGCAGCUGUGUCUGUACAGAAACGUUUCAGGGCUAAGAUAGCAGGCCAGAACCAGAAACGGAAAUAUCAGAAUCUUCGUAAGUCAGUAGUGAGACUUCAGGCAUUGUGGAGAGGGCAAACUGUCCGAAAACAAAUGAGAAAAUGGCAUGAUGCUGCUGUGGCAAUACAAUCACUUUACAGAACGCAUGUGGUGCAGUCUAUGUACAGAUCAAAGAAAAGGGCAGCUCUUGUAUUGCAGCGCCAAUACAGGGCUUACUAUUUAGGGAAGAAACAGCAUUAUCAGUAUGUGCAAAUCAGAAAAGCUGUGAUAGCUGUGCAGGCAGGGUUCCGUGGCAUGAAAGCUAGGAGAGAACUGAAAGAAAAACACAGAGCAGCUACUACAAUUCAGGCAGCAUUUAAAGCCUAUAGCUGUAAGAAAAAACUUGCGUCUUUCAAAAAGGCGGCGACUUUCAUCCAGCAAUGGUAUCGGGCAUGUUCUGUUGGCCGGCAUCAAUGUCAAGAAUUUAUUAAGCUAAAACAAGUGGCUGUGAAACUGCAGGCAGUUUAUCGAGGGUCCAAAGUAAGGAAAGACUUGAGAAACAUGUAUCAAGCAGCCACAGUCAUUCAAGCGAAUUUUCGAAUGUACAAAGCAAGAAUUGUUUACCGUGCAAUGAAAUUGGCAGCAACCAUCAUACAGCAGCAUUACAAAGCCUGUGCAAGAAGAAAUCGGGAACGUAAAAAAUAUCUGUUACUGAAAAGCUCUGCUGUUGUUAUACAGUCAGCGUACAGAGGUAUGAAAACUCGCCUGCAAAUUCAGAAAAUGCACAGAGCAGCAACCGUGAUUCAAGCAACUUACCGGAAGCACAAACAACAUAUCAUGUUUAGAAGGUUUUGCUGGGCAGCAAGUGUUAUACAGCAACGAUACAAAGCCCAUAAAAUCAGAAAUAUUGAAGUUAAAAAAUACAGAGCAAAGAAGAACGCAGCUGUUGUCAUUCAGUCAGCUUUCCGUGGCUUUAAAUCUAGACGGCAAGUUAUGGAAAUGCACAAAGCUGCAACCAUUAUCCAAAGGACAUUUAGGACUUACUGUGAGCGCCGACGGUUUCUUUCACUUAAAGCAGCUUCUGUUGUAAUUCAGCAGAAAUAUCGAGCUACUGUUGCUGCAAAAACAGAUCGAAAAGUCUAUCUGAUGCACCGUUGUGCCAUUGUUGCCUUACAGUCUGCCUACAGAGGUAUGAAGGACAGAAGAACGAUCAGAAAGAUGCAUCAGGCGGCCACCGUAAUUCAAGCUGCAUUCAGAAUGCACCGAGCUAGAAUACCAUUCCAAGCAAUGAAGCUUGCAGCCACCUUAAUACAAAAGUAUUACAGGGCAUAUGUAAAUGGCAAAAAUGAAAGACAAGCAUUUAUAAAGCUUCGAAACAGUGCGGUACUGAUACAAGGAGCUUACAGAGGUAUGAAGGAGCGACGACAGUUACAGGCAAAAUGCAAAGCUGCUGUAGUUAUUCAAGCCAAAUUUAGAAUGCACUUGCAUAAGUCUUAUUACAAGAGGCUGCAGUGGGCUGCUCAGUUUGUGCAACAGCGAUACAGAGCAAACAAAAUAAGGGAGACUGCAAUGGAAAUGCUCAAGUCAAAGAAGCACGCUGCAAUUUUGAUUCAGUCCGCUUUUCGUGGCAUGAAGUCCAGACAAUGUGUUAAAGACAUGCACAAAGCUGCCAGUAUUAUUCAGAGUAGUUUUAAAGCGUACAGAGAACGCAAGAGGUAUCUUUCUGUUAAAUUGUCUGUCCUUGCAGUUCAGCAAAGGUAUCGUGCCACAGUAGCUGCAAAGCGACAGAAAGAGCACUACAGUUCUUUGCGUCAUGCAACCUUAACCAUACAAGCUGCUUAUAGAGGUUUUAGAACAAGAAAGGAAAUUCGUCAAAAACAUUUGGCAGCGACAGUGAUCCAGGCUGCAUUCAGAAGUCACAGGGAAACCGUGAAAUUCCAGGCAAUGAAAAUGUCCUCUCUCAUAAUUCAGAAGCAUUACAAAGCUUACAUUCAAGGUAGAAAGGAUAGAGAGAAAUAUUUAAAAUUAAGAUUGGCUGUCGUGACCAUUCAAGCAAUGUUCAGGGGUAAAAGGGUUAGACAGAAUGUAGCAGAAAUGCAGAAAGCUGCAAGUACUGUACAAGCCAGUUACCGAAUGUAUAGACAAAGGAUGGCUUUCAAGAGGAUGAGAUGGGCAGCCAGUGUACUCCAGCAAAGAUUCAGGGCUCAUAGAGUAAGAAAUUCUGAGAUGCUCCGUUAUCAAAGCAUAAGGAAGGCAGUGGUGUGCAUCCAGGCUGCAUUCCGUGCCCAAAGAGCAAGGAAGCUGGUUAAACAAGUUGGAGCUGCCCGAAAAAUUCAAUCCGUUUUAAAGAUGUUUCUGAGGCGACGUCAUUUCUUAAAGCAGAAGGCUGCCUCUGUUGUAAUUCAGUCUGUAUACAGGAGCUACAGAGCAAGAGUCUCUUAUACAGCCAUGCGGGUCUCUGCAGUAGUAAUCCAAAGGUGGUACAGGUCCUGCAGAGUUGCUCAGAAACAACAAGCCAAGUAUCAUGCAGUGAAGCAAGGAGCACUUACAUUGCAGUCUGCUUAUCGAGGGAUGGUUGCAAGAAAGUUCCUAAAACAUAAGCGAGCUGCAGUCAAGGUUCAGUCUGUGCUCCACAUGGUUAUGUAUCGUAGGAGAUUUUUAAAACUUCGAUCAGCUACAGUUAGAUUACAAGCUUCAUUUAGAGCUUAUGCAGCUAUGAAACAGUUCAGACGGUACAGAAUGGCAACCCUAACUAUUCAGAAGCAUUACAAGGCCCACAAAGCAAAGAAAGCACAGAGAUCCACUUACCUGAAGACUUUGGAAAGUAUCCGAAAGCUUCAAUCAAGAGUGCGUGGAUACCUUGAGUACAGGAGAUUCCAAAGGAUCAAGAAGAGUACAGUAACUAUCCAGAUCAGAGUGCUGACACUUAAUAUUGGUGGGAUUUCUCCUAAUAGAUACCUGAAGAUCUGCCAGAGUGUACGCAUUAUUCAGAAAAGGUGGAGAGAAACCCUUUAUGCAAGGAAAGAGCACCACAAUUUCCUAAAAAUGAAAUCAUCUUCAAUCAAGAUUCAGGCUACGUGGAAAGGAUACUGUACAAGGAAAAAGCUUUUGAGGGAAAAGAGAAUGAAACGGGCUGCUAUCACCCUGCAAGCCUUCUGUCGUGGCUGGCUUGUGAGAAAAAGGAUUGCAGAGGAGAAGGAAGUCAAAAGGAGACUACGCUUCUCAGCAGCCGUGUAUCAUCAUCUUUGUGCUAUGAAGAUACAGCGAAGGCUAAGAGCUUAUUUGGCCCUGAAGUCUGCAAAGCAGCAAAUGCAUUCUGUGAUUUCUUUACAGAGGUGGAUUAGAUCUAAGCUACAGAGGAAAAGAUAUCUUGAGGAGAGGGAAAAAAUGAUAAAGGUUCAGCGAGCAGUCAGAGCAUGGCUCCAUCGGCGAAAUGAAGCUGCCACUGUCAUUCAACAAGCAGUGAAAAGAUUCUUGUUCAAGAGACGACAGCAAAGGGCACAGCGUGGGAUUAUAAAGUUCCAGGCCUUGUGGAGAGGGUUCCGUUCACGAAAGAAGAGCGAUACUUCUGAAAUUGUUGCCAUGAGAUGUCGAUUCGAAAGUGUAAAUCAAGGCGUCAGAGAAGAAGAUAAGCUUUGGAACAAGACAACGAUUGCAAUUGACUACCUUUUAAAAUACAAGCACUUUUCAUAUAUUCUUGCAGCUUUGAAACACCUAGAAACUGCAACAAGGCUUUCAUCAAAGUGUUGUGAACAUCUUGUGAACAGUGGAGCAACAUUAACUAUUUUCACUCUGAUCAGGAGCUGCAAUCGAAGUGUCCCUUGUAUGGAAGUAAUCACUUAUGCUGUCCAAGUUCUCCUGAAUUUGUCAAAGUAUGAUAAAACAACGGAUGCAGUGUAUGAUGUGGACCAUUCCAUUGACACAUUGUUAGACCUCCUGCAGAUCUACAGAGACAAAGCAGGAGACAAAGUGGCAGAUAAAGGAGGAAGCAUUUUCGCCAAAACCUGUUUCCUUUUAGUCAUCCUGCUGCAAAACACACAGCGGGCUGUGGAGGUCCGUAAUCUUCCUAAAGCAGUGGACCGUAUUUGCAGCAUUUAUCGGCUUACUGCUCGGAAGCACAAGAUGGAUGCUGCAAGGACCCUUACUAGACAGAAGAUGAAUGUUUCACUCAAUGGAAGCUUCUUUUCCCAAGUAACUCCCCAUAAGACAAAGGCAAUUCCUAGAAUUGCUCCUGACUGGGUCUUAAGAAAAGACAACAUGAAAGAAGUAGUGGAUCCUCUUCAAGCAAUUCAGAUGGUUGCAGAUGCUCUUGCUAUAGUGCCUUAGAAAACUGAAUAAGCGAUUUAAAGAAAAAGCAAAACUAUGUAAAUGAAAUUUCAGACCUUCCUUUCAGACCAGACCUUUUUAACAAAGAUGAAACUAUUUUGUGCAAUGUUUCAUUAAAGAGGUUAGUUUAGAUCAAACAUCCUGUGUUAGAGCUUUACAAAGAUGUAAGUAGAAGUUUUUUAUCCAGUUUCUCCUACAGUAUGUGCCUUUUAGUUUUAUGUGGACUUUAUGCUUUCAUAAACUUAAAACCUGUAUUUAAUUAUUUUAAAAAACACAUUGUACAUAAUUCAAACAUUGUACAUUGUUGUUUUUCAUUUCUAAAAUACAGACAUCGAAUUUUGGAAACCCUU
Lepisosteus oculatus (spotted gar) is the source of this 8856-nucleotide messenger RNA. Lineage: Eukaryota; Metazoa; Chordata; Actinopteri; Semionotiformes; Lepisosteidae. The record is from RefSeq and is a predicted model, not a curated record.